GAAUAACCUAAAAGGCAGACUAGGCCCUACCCCCAGUACCAUGCAAUAAGACCCCGUGACUAUUGGUCAUCGUUAAGAUUGACAAACAUGACAACUUCUAUCCUGCGGACUACGGUGUCGAUCGUUAAGUAUGCCGUCCUGCUGGUUUUGCGGCCCUUGCUUGUAGUGAUAGCUACCGGGGCGAUCGUGUCACUAUACCGUUCUGGGCUGGCAGCCUUCCAGUCGAUUUUCUAUGAGCUAUUACUUGCUGCAUAACAUGUCGAUUACAUAUCAUCGCUGUACAUCUGAAUGUCAUAAUUAGCGUGCCUG
Messenger RNA from Aspergillus brunneoviolaceus CBS 621.78, 309 nucleotides. RefSeq lists its product as uncharacterized. NCBI's taxonomy places the organism in Eukaryota, Fungi, Ascomycota, Eurotiomycetes, Eurotiales, Aspergillaceae. The record is from RefSeq and is a predicted model, not a curated record. Bases 88 to 255 code for a protein of 55 amino acids. The transcript has 3 exons.